Messenger RNA from Liolophura sinensis, 5918 nucleotides. RefSeq lists its product as uncharacterized. The record is from RefSeq and is a predicted model, not a curated record. Lineage: Eukaryota; Metazoa; Mollusca; Polyplacophora; Chitonida; Chitonidae. Gene Ontology annotation, biological process: glycosaminoglycan metabolic process; carbohydrate metabolic process. Gene Ontology annotation, cellular component: membrane. Gene Ontology annotation, molecular function: beta-N-acetylhexosaminidase activity; polysaccharide binding.
AUGGCCUCAGGCUGGACACUUUUGUUUAUCGCCUGGUCGAAUCUGGUAUACUUCAAAGAAGUAUCCUGUGCUCUCCAAGCCGAACUAGACUAUAUGUCACUUUAUAUGGAAGUGAACUAUGAUGUUUUGGACAAUCUCCGGACACCCGGCAGUUCUCGCCACAGAAUCACCUUAUCCAAUGCAGGUACGGAAAUUAUUCGGAGUGGAGACUGGGCCAUUUACUACACUAAUAUAAAAGGUGUUUCCCGGCCCAGACGUCAGCAAGAUGCAGCGUUUGAUUGGCGUCGUUACGGCGUAGAGAUAACACAUAUUCAAGGAUGCCACUUCCGCAUUCACCCGACAUCUUCUUUCAUUCCAAUUCCACCCGGGGGAAAACUCGACAUUUAUUACUUAGCCAGGGGUGCCUUCAUUUCCCGAACUGAUAUUUACCCUAACUGGUAUGUGGCCGCACCCGGACUGACGCCACGAACGUUGCGCAACACGGUCAGCGAGAACCUGCUUUUUGUAGGAAACUUUGACGCCCCAAACAAGUGGAAGCGGUGGGAUUCAUCUCGUAGGCGUGACAUGUACGAUCCGUUUUCUCCCGAAGCUCGCCAGGAACGUUACGGUGUCAGAGAUCUUGGCCCAGACGAACUCAGUCUAGUACCAACCCCACUGAGCCUCAAGCUCUUCGACGCCUCCAGAGUGAAACUGUCAACGUUAGAUUGGGUUAUCUAUCUAGAGCCGGGUUCGAACGCUUUGAAAGACGCUGCAAGGCUGGUCUCACACGAAUUUUUAAUGAAGAUCGUCCAAGAACCACCGCGCCGGAGAUUUAUUGAGUUCCGAGUCGGACGUCCGGAUGUCAUUGUUGACGGGAAGCUGUCCAACAGCACAGAGGCCUACCAGUUAAUUGUGGAAGGUAGGGCGGAGAAAGUCACCAUUGUCUCUCCAUCUUCAGCGGGUGCUUUCUACGCCUAUCAGACAAUAAAAAGUUUGAUGUCCUCCGACGCAAGUAUGCCGUCCAUUACCGUCAAGGACGCACCUCGUUACGUCUUCCGUGGGCUUCAUUUAGAUAUUGGUAGAAACUUUCAGAGUAAGUCAGCGAUUUUGAGGGUGCUGGACGCCAUGGCGAUGUACAAGUUAAACAAACUACAGCUACACCUGGCGGAAGACGAAGGAUGGAGGCUGGAGAUUCCCGGUCUGGAAGAAUUAACCCAGUACGGAUCUCAGCGUUGUCACGAUCAGAACAAGUGCUUGGUUCCUCAACUGGGUUCAGGGCCCACCAAUCAGACCAGUGGGAGCGGAUUCUACACUGUCGAUGAUUACCGAGAAAUCUUGCGUUACGCUAACGAACGUUUCAUUGAAGUCGUACCGGAGUUUGACAUGCCGGGCCACAGCAGAGCAGCUGUCAAAUCCAUGGAGAAGAGACACGAGUGGUUGUUGGGGAAAGGAGAUUCAAACGGCGCCACCGAGUUCUUGCUGUCGGAUUUGCAGGACACCACUAGGUAUUCCUCCGUUCAGAUGUUUGACGAUAAUACCAUCAAUCCGUGCAUGGAAUCAACUUACAGGUACAUCGACCAUUUGGUGGCGUCAGUGAAAGAACUCCAUAGAGAGAUUCAGCCUUUGGUUAUGUUUCAUUUCGGAGGGGACGAAGUGCCGGGUGCCUGGGUGAACUCCACUCUCUGUGAAACCUUUCUACGUCAACACCCUGACGUUGACGGCGUUGAGGGGUUGAAACGUUACUUCUCUUACCGCGUUUCAAACAUCACAGCCGCCCACGGUCUGGACCUAGGGGCAUGGUGGUGGGGGUUGAUGGACAGAAACUCCAACGCCUUCGAGCGAUCCCGCAUGCCGAACGCCAACGUCCUUGGUUACGCCGGAAAUAACGUCUGGGAGUGGGGAGGCGCUAACAGGGCAUACACGCUGGCAAAUGCUGGAUUCAAGGUUGUCCUUUGCCAUUCGAGCCAUUUGUUUUUCGAUCAUCCUUACGAACCAGAUCCUGAGGAGAGAGGGUUCUACUGGGCAGGGCGGUUCAUAGAUACGAAAAAGAUUUUCGGAUACCUGCCAGAUCGCUUCUAUGACAACGCUGACGUCACAGUUGCCGGGGCGCCGUUUACAAGGCAAGACCUGUGCGGAGCCAGUGGAAAUCGAUGUGUACCCCUCAGGCGCCCGGAUAACAUACAAGGUUUACAAGCUCUGGUAUGGUCGGAAACUAUUCGGACGGAAGAGGAAAUGAAUUACAUGGUAUUUCCAAGACUUUUGGCUUUGGCGGAAAGGGCCUGGCACAAAGCAUCAUGGGAAAGCAUUGAUAAUUCUCGAGAGAGGACAAGACUCCGAGACCUUGACUGGGAGCUUUUCGCCAAUAAAAUUGGUCACAAGGAGUUAUUGCGAUUGGAUGAACUAAACAUAAAUUACAGGGUGCCGCCCCCUGGUGGCAGCAUUGACACCAAUGGCCGUUUGGUGACAAGCACAACUUUCCCAGGUCUGGCUGUGGAAGUAAGUUUUGAUGGGGGACUAACAUGGAGAGCUUGCAGAAAUGAUGUAGUGUGUGGAGAAAUAUCAUUAAGGACAAGAUCAGCUACCGGGUCUCGAUCGAGUCGAGUGGUUAAACUGACGGCACCGUCAUGUAUGGCCACAACUCAGGCGGACGUGGAUUACAUGUCCGUCUUUAUGGACGUGCGUUAUGACGUAGUGGACAACUUCAUCGAUGGCACGAGCAACUCAGCACAGCGAGUGACACUGUCCAAUACGGGUAAGCGGGACAUUCGAGGUGGGAAUUGGGCGAUCUACUUCUACCACAUUUUGGGAAUUAACCAGCCAACUAGCGAUGAGCUGCAGCGAUAUAACUACAUCCACUAUGGAGUAAACAUCUCCCACGUGCAAGGCAUGCUGUUCAAGAUCGAACCACUGCAAUCGUUUAAGACGCUGAAACCCGGUGACAAACACAUGAUAAACUUCCUGGGAAAGUACUGGUACGUGUCCCGCACGGAUAUCUUCCCAAACUGGUUCAUAGCAGCGAGCGGGACCAUCGCUCGGACAAUCCGGAGCACUGUAGGAGAAAGCCUGUCUUUUGUUGGUUAUUUUGACAAACCAAAUCAGUGGAAAAGGUACGAGACGGAGAAUCUGAAGGAUAUGUACGACCCGUACACAGCGAACAUGCGUUACGACAUAUUCGCCGUGAAUGAUCUCGGGUACGCUCCCAAGCAGGUAAUCCCAACACCCGUGGACGUGAAGAUGUACGAGAGUCGGUGGGUGAACCUGGGAACCAAGGAUUGGGUGGUGUUCGCUGGUCCAGGAUCCGACAAAUUGGUGGAAACGGCGCAAUAUGUAUCUGCUGAUCUUGGAUUGAAAUUUGUUGAGGAGCCUCCGGAAUCGAGGUUCAUCCAAUUCCUUGAGAAGAUGCCAGAGGUUACAGUAGAAGGAAAGUUAUCUCUAAGUGAAGAAGCUUAUGAACUGCGAGUGCAAGACGAUACGCAGACUGUCACAAUCGUGGCAAAUUCUGCUUCUGGAGCAUUUUAUGCCUUCCAGUCCCUUAAAAGUUUGAUGAGCAGAGAUGGUCACGUUCCCGUGACCAUCAUUCGAGAUUCACCGAGAUUUCCCUACCGAGGGAUGCACCUUGAUGUCGGUAGAAACUUUCACACAAAGCAUGAAGUAUUCAAGUUGCUUGAUGCAAUGGCUCUGUACAAGCUGAACAGGCUACAUUUUCACCUUACCGAAGACGAAGGGUGGCGACUGGAAAUUCCUGGACUUGAGGAGUUAACUGAGCUCGGUUCCAAACGGUGUUUCGACGAGAGCGAGAAACUCUGCCUGGUGCCACAACUAGGAUCUGGCCCAACCAACCAGACAAGCGGAAGUGGGUUCUACACCGUCAAAGACUACCAAGAAAUUCUUCUGCACGCCAAAAAUCGUCAUAUAGAAGUUAUUCCAGAGUUCGACAUGCCUGGACAUAGCAGAGCCGCCAUUAAGGCCAUGGAGAAGAGAUAUUAUAAAUUCAUGCAACGGAAUAAUCGGUCAGAGGCUGAACAUUUCCUUCUCUCUGAUCUGUACGACAGAUCAGAGUACCUCUCUGUGCAGCUCUUUAAUGAUAACGCAUUGAACCCGUGUAUGGAAUCCACAUUUAAAUUUGUUGACCAUCUUAUACGUUCCGUUAUAGAAAUCCACCGGGACAUUAGUCCAUUAAAGGUCUUCAACUUUGGUGGUGACGAAGUUGCCGUAGGAGCAUGGGUAAACUCCACAAAGUGUAAUAUAGUUCUAACCAGUAACGACAAUAUUAAUGAUGCCAAGGACCUUAAGGAGCAUUUCCUUCGCCGAGUGUCGUCCAUCAGCGCGAACUACGGUCUCCAGUUAGCCGGUUGGGAAGACGGACUGAUGGACAAGACUUCUCAGCCCUACAAUCUUACCAGACUACGCAAUUCCCAAGUCUAUGCUCUGGCGUGGGACAAUGUAUGGGAAUGGGGUGUAUCCACUCGAGCAUAUAAACUGGCCAAUCAAGGCUACAAGGUUGUGCUGGCACAUGCUACUCACUUGUACUUUGACCACCCGUACGAGCCCGACCCCGAGGAACGGGGGUUCUACUGGGCGCCCAGAUUCAUUGACACGCGGAAAGCGUUUGGUUACAUGCCGGACAACGUUUACGCUAACGCUGACGUCACCCGAGCUGGGACGCCGUUCACAGAGAAGGACCUUUGUGGUGUUGACGGCUCAAAAUGCGUCCGCUUAAAAACCGAAAAUAUUGUUGGUAUGCAGGGUCACCUGUGGACGGAGACUGUCCGCACAGAGGAGCAGAUGGAUUACAUGAUAUUUCCUCGUCUCCUGGCGUUGGCAGAGAGGGCGUGGCACAAGGCCUCGUGGGAGUCCGUGCAGAACGAGACAAUCCGAGAGCGACUACGAACCAUCGACUGGGAAGAUUUCGCCAACACGUUGGGCUACAAGGAGUUGGCCAGAUUAGAUAACCUGGGCAUCAAGUACAGGGUACCUCCACCUGGUGCAAAAGUGGAAGGAGGCAAACUGAUGUGGAAUGUGGAAUUCCCCGGAAUGAUCGUAGAACACAGUACAAAUGGCGGGAAAUCUUGGUGUGAAGAACAGGAGACGGAUAUUUGUGGUGAAGUUUUACUGAAAACAAAGUCGGCGUCUGGGAAGAGAGCUAGUCGAGUAACUCGCCUGAUUCACACAAAAUGUUGACGUAAACGGCCAUAAUUCAUAUCUCGGUUAUUGGAUUAUUUAUGUUUUAUUUCUCUGUUCGUUUUGUUGGUUUUUUGUGUGGUUUUGUUUUGUGUGCACUAUUUGUUUUCUGGCAGGUUUUCAAUGAACGGUUGGAUCUACAUGUUUGUUUGAACAUCUAGAAUAGAUUGUUUUUGGCUAAUCCAAGAGGGCUCUUGGAUAUGCGAGACUGGAAUGAUAAUACUCUGGGCUUCACAAAUUUCUUGCACUCUUGCGAGUGAGGUGAUAUUAAGCUUUAUGUUAAGUUACAUGUAGUGCGACCAUUGUGAUUUGUGUGGAGCACCGUUAGCGUUCAUUUGGGAUAUGGAAGCAGCCUCAGUCUUCAGCUUGGCUAAAUGAAUUUUUGUACGUGUUUUGGUUAAAAGAAAGUUAUGCGUUUGUUUACAUCGGUUGUUUAGUUAUCAAAUUUUGUUUACUUUAGAAUAUUAUUCUGAACAAAAAAAUUAAAAUGUUAUACAUUCCUUGGUCUCAUCGACAUAGGGUUAAACAAGACUGUAAACGUUUUCAUGUAUGUGCAUUCAUACAUAAACCUGUGAAAAAUGUUGAUUAUAUAUAUAUGUUUAAAAGAUAUAUUCUGAUGUAAAUUUAUUUAUCUCGUCUCUAAAUGUCUUGCGUAUUCGCUUAUUUACACGCUGUAGAAGUGCUUACAUAAGUUUAAUCUUUAAAGAUGUCGUUUCUUUAAAUAUGUGCAUUGUUACCUGUUUUAAUCUGCAAUAAAA